Molecule: messenger RNA, 618 nt
Organism: Pseudomassariella vexata
Lineage: Eukaryota; Fungi; Ascomycota; Sordariomycetes; Amphisphaeriales; Pseudomassariaceae
Product: xylanase
Exons: 3
Coding region: 1-618 (205 amino acids)
Biological process (GO): xylan catabolic process
Molecular function (GO): hydrolase activity, hydrolyzing O-glycosyl compounds
Source: RefSeq, a predicted model, not a curated record
AUGCUGUCCAAAAUUAUUCUCCCGAUUCUCUGCGCCAUCAAGACUAACAGAGAGUCUCGAGGUACCAACAAUGGAUUCUUCUACUCGUUCUGGACCGAUGGCCAAGGCUCGGUAAACUACAACAACGGCGCCGCCGGCUCCUACGACGUGACCUGGUCCAACGUAGGCAACUUCGUUGCGGGCAAAGGGUGGAAUCCCGGUGGCGCCAAAACCGUCGUCUACAACGGGACCUGGAAUGCCGCCAACGUGAACUCGUACGUGUCUUUGUACGGGUGGACCAAGAACCCCUUGAUCGAGUACUACAUCGUGGAGUCGUACGGGUCGUACAACCCAUCGAGCGGGACGUCGAAAAAGGGCAGCGUCACGAGCGACGGUGGCACCUACGACAUCUACCAGACGACACGGACUAACCAGCCCAGCAUCGUCGGCACGGCAACUUUCCAGCAGUACUGGGCUGUGCGCACGCAGAAGCGCAUUGGGGGCACGGUUACGACGCAGAAUUUCUUUGAUGCUUGGGCGAAGACGGGUAUGACCUUGGGAAGUCAUGAUUAUAUGAUCUUGGCAACCGAGGGAUAUCAGAGUAGUGGUAGUGCGACUAUCAAUGUUGGGAGUGCUUAG